Molecule: messenger RNA, 2486 nt
Organism: Hydractinia symbiolongicarpus
Lineage: Eukaryota; Metazoa; Cnidaria; Hydrozoa; Anthoathecata; Hydractiniidae
Product: NAD-dependent protein lipoamidase sirtuin-4, mitochondrial-like
Exons: 2
Coding region: 49-1008 (319 amino acids)
Molecular function (GO): NAD+ binding
Source: RefSeq, a predicted model, not a curated record
UUGUAUUUAUACUGUUUUUUAUUAUUACUAGAUACAUAUACAAAUAAAAUGAAAAUUACAAAACUUUUUCACUGGAACCAGGCUUUUCUUUCUUUUAACAGACGAAAGCUUUGCAGUAUUCAGUGUGAACAAAAAUACGUUUUUGUACCUCAAAGUUAUAAACCGAAAGAUGAUGACAUUGAUAGACUGAGUGAGUUUAUAAACAACCAUAGAAGAUUAUUUAUUUUAACUGGAGCUGGUAUGUCAACAGAAUCUGGUAUUCGAGAUUACAGAUCACAUGGUGUUGGCCUUUAUGCCACUAGUGAUCAAAGGCCUAUUCAGUAUAGUGAAUUUAUUAAAAAUCCAAGAAAAAGAAAUAUAUAUUGGGCACGGAAUUUUGUUGCUUGGCCAACAUUUUCUUCCUUUCAACCGAAUAUAUGUCAUAAAUUUGUUGUUGACAUGGAAUUAUAUGGUAACCUUCACUGGCUUGUGACUCAAAAUGUUGACAGUUUGCAUAAAAAAGCUGGGUCAAAGAAAAUUACAGAGCUACAUGGAACUACUGCAAGAGUUGCUUGCCUAAAUUGUGAUUAUGAAAUAGGAAGACAUGCUUUACAAGAAACUUUAAGUAGUUUAAACUCUGACUGGUUAUGUCACAAAACGGAAUCACAAGGUCCAGACGGUGACGUCAUUGUACCAGACAAAGUAGCAGAUACAUUUAAAAUGAUUGAUUGCCCUCUCUGUGGAGGAGUUCUGAAACCAAAAGUUGUAUUUUUUGGUGAUAAUGUGUCCAUGUAUGUGAAAAACUUUCUUUUUAAAAAGUUGAAUGAAUCUGACGCAAUGCUUGUAAUUGGAUCAUCGCUGCAAGUAUUUUCAAGCUUCCGUUUCGUGCUUGGCGCAAAAGAUAGAAACAUUCCUAUUGCCAUUUUAAAUAUAGGCGAAACCAGAGGUGAUAAGAUUGCACAAUUAAAGAUUUCCAAUGUGAUGGCUGGGGAUAUUCUUCCUCGUUUGAAAGUUUAUUGGAAUAGUUGAUUAGUUUCCACAAUAAUAUUGGUAGUUUCUCAUAAAUCACUUAAUAUAUUUUCUUGGCUUGGUGGUAUUAUUUCGCUAUAGUAGUGUGAUAUUUAAAUAAUUCAAAGAGUACUUAAAGUGGAAUGAUUUUAUGUAUUUUGAUUAUUCAGCAAAUUUCUUUGUCAAUUAAGUUUUUGUCAGUUGCUAUGCUUAUGCAAAAAAUAUAAUUAUGCUAAGAAUAUGCUUAAGGUUUAGGCCCACAAUGCAAUUUUUUCAUGCACAUGCAUUGCAACAUGAUGGAAUGCAUGCAAUUCAAAAGAUUCCUUAUAGAUUUUUUUCAUACACAAUGAACCAAAAAUAGCUGAGAAAUGUUGCUGCAACACUGUGACAAAAUCAAAUCAUUUCGAUUUUGUUGCAGUGUUGCAGCAACGUUUUUUAUGCCGCAAAGCGAAAAUUUCGAAAUUUAAAUCAUGUAGCCACCCACUGCAACAUUUUUUAUGUAGAAUGUGAGUUUUGAACCAAUUAAAAUGCGUUUUAAAACUGCUUGAUGCAUUCUUUUUUAAUAGUGUCUUUUUGCUAUAUUGUAGUUCUCACUCUUUCUACCAAAAAUUUGGAUUGAUUUCCUAUCUUUUUUUAAAUCAUGAAAUAUCGUGUGAUAAGCUCCCAACUGUUUUCUAUCACGCCAUGGACUUAUCCAAAAUUUUUAAAUUAUUUGAUCUAGUUCUUUGAUUUCAUCUUCAUCAAGAAGAGACAAUGUUAACAUGGUGGGUGCUACUGCCAUCUUCGCACAACUUUAUUUAAACAUUUAGAUGAGAAAUUUAAAAAUAUAUUUUGGUUGCACCUGCUUUUUGCAUGUUGUGGCGACACGAACAUAUUUUCAUGCGCAUACAAUGCAACAAAAUGCAUUGCUUGCACCUGGAAAAUUGCACCGUAGAUCCCAAACCUUUAUGGUAGUAAAUAUAUGUAAUUAAGAUUUCCAUAGUUAUAACUGAAGUUUUAAUAUGAUUACAGUUUAUCUCGCACUGUGAUUGGCUAAUGCACAUGUAUUAUAUGUUAAAUUUUUUAUUUUUUACUAAGAAAAGAGUGCAAUUUUUACUUGUUUUUCAAUUUUACAGUGCAAAAAGCUGAUAUUUUUUCUUGAUUAAAUAGCAUGCAAAAAGGUGAUAUUUUUUUCCUGAUUGGUUAAUAACUUUCUGAGUAAAGUUAUUGUUCUUGAAAAAGGAGAAAUUGCCAGUUUUUGCCCUCUUAAAAACUUAAAUUAUUUUUACGAAACAAACAACAAUCAUAAAUAUUCGCAGUUUAAUUAUUUUUUUGUCCCAACAUUAAAGUGCUCUCCACAGUAGAGAUUUUGAGUUUAACUGACUUUAAGUUAGUGAGGUUAUAUCUAUAGUAUGUUGAAGAGGUUUGGUGUUUAAUUAAAUUGUGUAACUUAAAUAAUUAUACAUCAGUAAGGUGUCACAGUUCUCGUUUUUAUUUAGUUUAGAGCGUCUAUUAAGCAA